UCCGUAGCGUACACACGGCGGCGACAGGCGCUCCGGUUUCGGCAGGGACGAGUCUCCCUCCGCCUUUUCUGCCUCUGUGUGAAGAAAAGAAAACACACAGAGAGGAGAGGGGAGGAAAACAAAAGACCACCGACAAAAUACUUAAAAGUUCCGCUUGAAAACUCCGAUGGAUUAAUCUGAUUUUCUGCGACAAUAGAGGAUGGGCUGUGUCCAAUGUAAGGAUAAAGAAGCAGCAAAACUCACUGAUGACCGGGAGACCAGCCUUUCGCACAACUCGGGCUACCGCUAUGGGUCGGACCCCACGCCGCAGCACUACCCCAGCUUCAGCGUCACCACCAUCCCCAACUACAACAACUUCCACGGAGCGGCCACGCAGGGAGUGACCGUGUUCGGAGGGGUCCACACGUCCUCGCAGUCCGGGACGCUUCGGUCUAGGGGAGGAACGGGGGUGACUCUGUUCGUGGCUCUGUACGACUAUGAGGCCAGGACGGAGGAUGACCUCAGUUUCAGGAAGGGGGAGCGGUUCCAGAUUCUCAACAGCACUGAGGGAGACUGGUGGGAGGCUCGGUCCCUUACUACAGGUGGAAAUGGAUACAUUCCCAGUAAUUACGUAGCUCCGGUGGACUCAAUCCAAGCCGAGGACUGGUAUUUUGGUAAAUUGGGUCGAAAGGACGCGGAGAGGCAGCUGCUUUCCGGUGGCAACGCCAGAGGCACUUUCCUCAUUCGAGAGAGCGAAACAACCAAAGGGGCCUACUCUCUUUCCAUCCAGGACUGGGAUGACAUCAAGGGAGACCACGUUAAACACUAUAAGAUACGCAAACUGGACAAUGGGGGCUACUAUAUCACCACCAGGGCCCAGUUUGAGACCCUCCAACAGCUGGUUCAGCACUACUCUGCCAGGGCUGCAGGGCUGUGCUGCCGACUGAUCGUGCCGUGCCACAAAGGCAUGCCUCGUCUCGCUGACCUGUCCGUCAAAACCAAAGACGUGUGGGAGAUCCCGAGGGARUCUCUGCAGCUCGUUAAACGCCUCGGCAACGGCCAGUUUGGAGAAGUCUGGAUGGGCACAUGGAACGGUACCACCAAGGUGGCUGUAAAGACUUUGAAACCAGGCACCAUGUCCCCUGAGUCGUUCCUGGAGGAAGCUCAGAUAAUGAAGAAGCUCCGACACGAUAAGCUGGUGCAGCUCUACGCCGUGGUAUCUGAAGAACCCAUUUACAUCGUCACUGAGUACAUGAGCAAAGGAAGUUUGCUUGAUUUCCUUAAAGACGGAGAGGGACGAGGCCUCAAACUGCCAAAUCUGGUGGACAUGGCAGCUCAGGUGGCAGCGGGAAUGGCGUACAUAGAGAGGAUGAACUAUAUCCACAGAGACCUGCGCUCCGCCAACAUCCUCGUCGGAGACGGCCUGGUGUGUAAGAUUGCUGAUUUUGGUUUGGCGAGACUCAUUGAAGACAACGAAUACACGGCGAGGCAAGGCGCCAAGUUUCCCAUAAAGUGGACCGCUCCCGAGGCUGCGCUCUACGGGAAGUUCACCAUCAAGUCAGACGUGUGGUCGUUCGGCAUCCUGCUGACAGAGCUGGUGACCAAAGGCAGAGUGCCGUAUCCAGGCAUGAACAACCGGGAGGUGCUGGAGCAGGUGGAGCGAGGCUACCGGAUGCCGUGCCCACAGGACUGCCCCACAUCCCUGCACGAGCUGAUGGUGCAGUGCUGGAAGAAAGACCCCGAGGAGAGGCCCACCUUUGAGUAUCUGCAAGCCUUUUUGGAGGACUACUUCACAGCCACUGAGCCUCAGUACCAGCCAGGAGAUAACCUCUGAGCAAGUCAUGUUAUUACACUGGCUSUCCACCAGAGGGCACCACAGUUCWAUUUUAUUUUAUUUUUUAUUUCUCAUCUUAGAAAAGCUUUUUGACUGACUUAUUGAAUUCCAACCAAGGAGGACGGAGGAGCAGCAAACCGACCAUCAAAUGAAAGGAUGUUUUGGGUUUGGGAUGGGGGGAGGGAAUGAAUUAAACCAACAUGAGUUCUGUUGUGUGAUUUGUAUGUAGUGUAAAUAUAAAUUGCUUGUUUACUUAACUUUUUGUUCGUUUAAUUUUAUAUUCCUUUUGAUAAUUUAAGAAUAUGUGGGAGUUUCUUCUUUUAUUUUAUUUCUCAAAUUUAUUGGUUCUGAUUUUCGCAGGAAAGAAGGAUAAAAGUCGUAACAGAUGUUAUGGACCGAAGCAUUUCUUUAAAAAAAAAAUCUUCCGGGAGUUCUCUUACCUUUUUUUUAAACAUUUUUUUUAUAUAAGGCUAAUAUAACAAAACUUCUCUUCUCUUCUCAAGGAACUUUAGAUGUACUUAUAAAACCYGUUUUUGCCUUUUCAUGUUUAGUAAUAUUCUUCUAAUGCAAAGGAAUGCCUUCAUGCUUUCUACUCACUAACUCGACUCAUCCACCCCAACUCAAACUGUACGACUUCAUCACGGAGAUUAAGUGGAUUCAUUGCAUUUCGGCUUCAGCCAAUUACUUUUUUAUUUUAGAGCGGCUUAACGUACCUUUUUAGUUUAGCUUUCUGUAGUUUAAAAAACGGGGCUGAUUUCCUCUCCUGCUGAAACCAUUGUUUAGCUGACUGCUUAGUGUCCUGAUGACAGUGUAUGUUGCAUUAAUGUUCGGCAGCAGGCUGUAUACAAACUCUGAUCCUUUCGCUUUCAGCAGCCAAACAAACUGCCACUGACACCAUGAGAAUGAAGGAUGUGUACUCGUAUUUGUCCCUCCAUUCUGUGUAUUUUGGAAUAACAUGUUUACAAGAGCAUUUUUUUAAAUAUUCUACCAGUGUUAUAUGUUGCAGGUUGUUGUUUUUUUACUUGGUAUUGAGCUCAUCUCUGGAUGAGAACGUACACUUCAGGAUCAAAGCGCCAUUUCUGUGUAUUUAUGUUGCUCUCCACGGGUGGUAAAGUGAAUGAUAACUUUUGUUUUUUAUCUCCUUUUUUCCUAAUUUAUUAGGCACACGGGAAGGUUUUUAUUUUUUCUUUUGUUUCUCAUUAUUUAUUGUCUGUCUGCUACUGUACACAGCUGGUUUUGAAAUAAACAAUCUUGCARUUAU
Messenger RNA from Austrofundulus limnaeus, 3074 nucleotides. RefSeq names its product tyrosine-protein kinase fyna. Gene Ontology annotation, biological process: protein phosphorylation. The coding region runs from base 200 to 1813 and encodes 537 amino acids. The record is from RefSeq and is a predicted model, not a curated record. Gene Ontology annotation, molecular function: protein tyrosine kinase activity; ATP binding; protein binding. Lineage: Eukaryota; Metazoa; Chordata; Actinopteri; Cyprinodontiformes; Rivulidae. The transcript is spliced from 12 exons.